UCUCUCUCUCUCUCUCUCUCUCAUAUAGCGAGGGCAGGAGCUGCCGGGUGUUAUUUCAUGGCUCUGUUCAGUGUGCUGCUGCUGUGGAAGCAACAAUUUAUUUUUGGCAUCUGACAUUAAAGCUUACCCUUAGCUAUGACAGCGGCCCCUCAGAGCCGCGUGAGCCCCGGGGUUUGACUGGAGCUUCUAGUCCGUCCUUUGGCACUUUGAGAACACCGAGUGAUACUGAUGGAUACCCUUUAUCUCAGGGACUGACCGGCACCGGACACGCGAGCUGUUGUGGGAGGAGAGCAGUUGUGCGGCCUUGGUGGUGAACCAGAGUCCCAGCCAUCAUGACCAAAGAGGAGGAGAACCCUGACUGUGUGGGGGCCCAGGAGUUCUACGCCAAGUACGAAACCAAGGAGAUUCUAGGAAGGGGAGUGAGCAGCGUGGUGCGUCGCUGUAUCAACAAACGAACGUCUCAGGAGUACGCAGUGAAGAUCAUCGACAUCACCCCCUCGGACAAGACGACCCCGCAGGAGAUCGAGGAGAUCCGAGAGGCGACAGUGAAGGAGAUCGACAUCCUCAAGAAAGUCUGUGGACAGGAGAACAUCAUACAGCUCAAAGACUGCUACGAGUCCAAAGCCUUCUUUUUCCUGGUUUUUGACCUAAUGAAGCGGGGUGAACUUUUUGACUACCUCACAGAGAAAGUUACUCUGAGUGAAAAGGAAACCAGGAAAAUCAUGCGUGCUCUGCUGGAGGUGGUCCAGUUUCUCCACAACCAAAACAUCGUCCACCGUGACCUAAAGCCUGAGAACAUCCUUCUAGACGACGAGAUGAACAUCAAACUAACCGACUUUGGCUUCGCUGUGCAAAUCCAGCCAGAACAGAAACUCAAAGAGGUGUGUGGGACCCCUGGCUACCUCGCACCGGAGAUCAUUGAGUGCUCCAUGGACGGAGGGCAUGCAGGAUACACUACUGCUGUGGACAUAUGGAGUUCGGGUGUGAUCAUGUACACGCUGCUUGCAGGCUCUCCGCCCUUCUGGCACAGGAAACAGAUGCUGAUGCUGCGUACGAUCUUGUCUGGGAGCUACGACUUCUCAUCUCCAGAGUGGGAAGACCGCUCAGACACUGUUAAAGAUUUGAUCUCUCGGAUGCUGGUGGUUGACCCAAAGCAGCGAUACACCGCUACAGACGUCCUCAACCACUCGUUCUUUUCACAGUAUGUGGUUCAUGAAGUACGACAGUUCAGCCCAUACAGGCGGUUCAAGGUAAUUUGCAUGACUGUUCUCGCCACAAUGCGAAUCUACUGCAACUACCGCCGUGCGAAGCCCGUCACCAAGGAGGUGAUCAAGAGCGACCCGUACUCUGUCAAGCCCAUCCGCAAGCUCAUUGACGCGUGCGCAUUCAAGAUCUACGGCCACUGGGUCAAGAAGGGACAAACUCAGAACAGAGCAGCACUUUUCGAGAACACUCCCAAGGCCAUCCUGCUGUCGAUGGUUGCCGAGGCCGAUGAGCCGGUCCACCACAUAUGGUAA
Molecule: messenger RNA, 1517 nt
Organism: Etheostoma spectabile (orangethroat darter)
Lineage: Eukaryota; Metazoa; Chordata; Actinopteri; Perciformes; Percidae
Gene: phkg1a
Product: phosphorylase kinase, gamma 1a (muscle)
Exons: 10
Coding region: 333-1517 (394 amino acids)
Biological process (GO): glycogen metabolic process; protein phosphorylation
Cellular component (GO): phosphorylase kinase complex
Molecular function (GO): calmodulin binding; phosphorylase kinase activity; ATP binding
Source: RefSeq, a predicted model, not a curated record